AUGUCUACCGAAGACAAGUACGACACCUUGGAGAAGAUUGGCCAUGGAUCAUUCGGUAUCAUUCGCAAGGUCCGCCGCAAGGCCGACGGCUUCAUCAUGUGCCGCAAGGAGAUCUCCUACCAGCGCAUGUCCCAGAAGGAGCGCGAGCAGCUCCACGCCGAGUUCCAGAUUCUAUCCCACCUUCGACACACGAACAUUGUUGCCUACUACCACCGAGAGCAUCUUAAGCUGAGCCAGGACCUUCACCUGUACAUGGAAUAUUGUGGGAAUGGCGACCUGGGGCGUGUGAUCAAGGACCUGCAGCACAAGGGGCAACGCGCUCCAGAGAACUUUGUCUGGAGUGUUUUCACCCAGCUCAGUCUCGCGCUGUACCGUUGCCACUAUGGUGUCAAUCCUCCCGAGGUAGGCACCAAUGUACUCGGUCUCACGCAGGGCACGACACAUGGCGCCCCCAAAGUACCCGCGGGUACCAUGACUAUCCUGCACCGUGACUUGAAACCAGAGAACGUCUUUCUCGACGAAGACAACUCUGUCAAACUCGGGGACUUUGGUCUUUCGAAGAUGAUCAAGUCCCACGACUUUGCUUCGACAUAUGUCGGCACGCCUUUCUACAUGUCGCCCGAGAUCUGCGCGGCCGAGAAGUACACAUUGAAAUCCGACAUUUGGUCAUUAGGCUGCAUCAUCUACGAACUCUGCUCUCGCGAGCCCCCCUUCAACGCCAAGACCCAUUUCCAGCUGGUGCAGAAGAUCAAGGAGGGCAAAGUCGCGCCUCUUCCUGAGAUGUACUCGGCAGAGCUGAACGCCGUGAUCAAGGACUGCUUGCGCGUGAAUGCCGAUCGACGGCCUGAUACGGCGCAAUUGCUCAACCUGCCUGUGGUGAAGUUGAUGCGCAAGGAGAAGGAGGUCGCAGACUACAACAAGAAGCUCAAGGCUAGGGAGGAGGCCGUGGCUAAACAUGCGAAGGAGGUCGAAGAGGCCACCGCCAACCUCGAGCGCGAACGAGCCGCCAUGCGAGAGGAAAUUGACUCGGCGUUGCGUCGGGAAUGGGAGGUCAAGGCCCGUCUGGAGAUCGACCGUCUGGUGCAGGAACACAUUGAAACGCUGAACAAACAGUUCGAGACGGAGGUGGCGGCGCGAGCAGAAGAGCUGGCCAGAGCUAUGGCCCCCGUGGCCCCUGAAGAGCCGAAAACAGAGCCGCCUCCAAUGGCAUCUCCAGUUGGCAGGUCACUGCAUCCGCAAUCCUCACUGAGCACUGCCGCGAGCGAAGAUUUCCCAUCAACAACCGACUUUACGGAUUACUCACUCGAAAGUCCCGAUACAUCGAAAGAGAAGGAGCCUAAGAAGGGUGCAAGGACCCCAUUCGGACGCGCACAAACCAUGUUCGCAGGUGCUGGCACACCAAUGGACGUCGAGAUGGCAUCACCAAGCCCUAUCGCUAUCGCAUCUUUGUCACUUUCGCCCCGUCGCGCGGGUGCGACCAAAGUGCCGGCUAUGCCCGAGGGCAACAUCUUUGGCGCCAAGAACUCCAAGGGGGCAAACUGGACUAUGCCAGAUGAGCCGACGAUCGAAGAGUCAGACGAUGAAGAGAUUGUCCCCUCACCGACACGAAACAUCCGAUCUAGCAAAAAUCCCUUCACAGCUAGGGAUCGCCCAGUGCUGACGACACAAAAGACAUGCCCGAUCAACAUCAACCGGCUCAAGCCGCAGACUUCCACAUGUGGUCUCGUGUCCAAGAUGGGGCAGGCCCAAAUAUCUGAGCCCGCACCUCGCUCGCCUAACAGGCGGCUGAGCAAGAUCCCGUCAAAGGCGAACCUCAGUGGUGAAGCCAAUGCUCACAGCGCGCUCUCACGUAAGCAAUCGCAGAACCGAAAGGAGAAGACGCAGGAUGCUGAGGCUUUGGGUAAAGUCGCAGUCAAGAACAACGUCAGGGGACGCACUCUUGUGGAACUCUCACAAGCUCGUGCUGGAGGGCGACCUGUGCCGACGGGACCCGAGAACAGUGGUUACCUCACGAGUCCCAAGCGCCGCGUGGCGGGCGAGCGGAGGGAUAGCAACGGCGAGCCAGUGGCUACUUGGGACCCGGAGAGAGAUGAGAUGCCGAGUCCAUUCUUGGUGCGUCAACGCAGAGCUAAGGCUUAG
Emericellopsis atlantica is the source of this 2139-nucleotide messenger RNA. RefSeq names its product kinase-like domain-containing protein. NCBI's taxonomy places the organism in Eukaryota, Fungi, Ascomycota, Sordariomycetes, Hypocreales, Bionectriaceae. The coding region runs from base 1 to 2139 and encodes 712 amino acids. Gene Ontology annotation, cellular component: nucleus; cytoplasm; centrosome. Gene Ontology annotation, molecular function: ATP binding; protein kinase activity. The transcript is spliced from 3 exons. The record is from RefSeq and is a predicted model, not a curated record. Gene Ontology annotation, biological process: protein phosphorylation; chromosome segregation.